AUGCCUCCUGUGGGAAAAAGGGACAACGCCGCGGGCGGUGGUAAUGGAGGAAGGGUCCAGAAUGGGAACCGACCCGGUUUCCGAACCGAUUCUGCGAUAUCAAACAGCCGCCAGGGAGGUGAGAGGGUUCUCCAGAGAUGGAUGCCCGAUGCGAACGACGCAGUUGAUGACAGCUUGGAGUCGCCGAACAGUGGCCGCGGGUGGGACCAGUUCGCCGAGAACGAGAGGCUCUUUGGUCUACAGACGGACUACGACGAAAGCUUCUACACAACAGCCAUCAAUAAGAAUCAUCCGCAGUACCGCGAGAGAAUCGCUGCUGCAGAUAGAAAAGCGCGUGAAAUUACGUGCAGUGUUGCGGCAACAGCCCACGUUGCCGAAGAGCGCGUCAUGGAUUACGUCGCAGGCCAAGGCACCGAAGAAAACGAAGAGGAUAAAUACAGUGGUGUUCGUCGCCAGGACUUCCCGCCGCUUGGUGGUCAGGAGUCCAAGUACACACCUCCGGCCAUGAGAGCUCCAUCGAGCCAGGCUACCGUCAAGGGAGCUCCUGUGGACCCUGCUAUUAUCUCUUCACAGAUCAAGGCUCCGGGAAAGAAGCCGUCGACGACAGAGGACACUCAGACCCGCAAUGCGGAGACUAGCAAGGAUGGUGCCUCGCAGCAGGCAGGUAACGAGAAUAAGCCCGCGGACGCCACCGUCACUGCAUCAACAACCGCUGAUGCCCGACCAGCCGACAAGGUUGGAGUUCCCACCAGCAAGACAAACUCCAGCUCCCGCAAUCUAUCUCCACAAGUCAAGGAAGGGGCACCCAGUGCGACUUCCACAGUCGAGCGUGACGUGCUGAAAUCGUUCAAGUCGUUCGCCAGCCAACAGCGGGAGAAUGCCCAGAAAGUUCGCAGCAGCAAGGCAAAGGCUGACAAGGAGGUCAAACUGACAGAGCUGAAGAAGUUUGCCAGCAGCUUCAAGCUCUCGACGCCGGUGCCGACAGACCUUGUCUCCAUUAUCGCCAAGGACCCCAACAAGCAAAAGGAGAUACAGGCCAAGGCCAUUAAAAACGCCGAGGACGUGGCCAAGGCCAAGGAGGAGCCCGUUCAGAAGGACAAGGCCCCAGCCCCCAAGGAUGCGCAGGCCAAGCCAGCAGAGCAGAGCACGGCCAAGGACACGCCAGACGCGCGAGUUCCUCGGGGCCCGACGGCCGGGCAGGUAGGACCUCAGGGCGGACCUGGCAACCGCCACCCCGGGCAUCGCCAGCAGUUCCCCCAACAGCAGUACCAGGGAUACCGGAACAACCGCGGCAGCGUGCCCCCGCACGUUCCUGGCGCUCAACAGCAGGGUGGAAACACGCUUGCCCAGCGCAUCCGCAACGGCGACCAGCAAAAGUACGGACAGUCACAGCCUGGUCCGCAGAACGCGGCGGCUCAGGACGUGAGAGCCCCCCCCACUGGGCCGGCUAAUGCUGUCGACAGUGGUUUCAGCCGGCGCUCCAGUGCCAUGUCGUCGUCACACCUGGAAGCCAAGCUGAACCCCAACAGCCACGAAUUUAAGCCAAGCCCCUUUGCCGCGUCGUUUAACCCUGGUGGCCGGCCGAGCGCGGGCUCGAGCCCUCGGUCGGCGGUCAACCAUGUUUCGGAGGCAGCCAACGGUCCGCUGAUUCGGCGCAAGACCAAGGCCAUUGAUGUCAAGAAGUGCUACAUUCUUGGUCACCUCCAGACGAUUACACCGCCGCAAGGUCGCAACUGGGAUGAGAAUGGCGGCCUCCGACCGUCGUUUGACACGCUCCCCACGUGGCGCCAACUCCAGGACGACGAGAAGCCUGAGUCGACCAUGCACCUGACGUACAAGGAGUACUUUGACCGACAGCCGUUUGCCGUAUCGGCAAUGGUGACACCCAACCCGCCGCACGUGGUGCCACAGAUGGCACACCACCAUCAACUGCCUUUCCACCUCCAGCCUCAGAUGGGAGGACCGCGGCAGUCACCGCACAUGGGCCACAUGCAGAUGCACACGCCCCAACACGGUGGCAUCCCCCAGCAGCCAUACGGCCACGACGAUCACAGGAUGGUGCACUCCAACUCUGCGCAGUCGUUUGCCUCACCGCGACUUGGGCAGGCGACGAUGGCGUACCCCGGACCUGGGCAGAUGCCGUACCAGCAGCCCGUCUUUAUGGGGCCUGGUACACCGCAGAUGGGACAGUUUCGCAGCUUCCCCAACAACCCGCAGUACAUGGGGCCCCAGCAAGGUCAGAUGGGCGGCCCGAUGAUGAUGCAGCCACACUUUCUGCCCGGCCCUCAGAGUAUGGUGGGCGGACCGCAGAUGAUGUACCCUGGUGCGCAUAUGGCCAUGGGAGGUCCGCCGCAGCCUGGACCGGGAGUGAAUGGGUAUCCCAGCCCGGGACGGCCGGCGGCACCGAUGAUGGCGCACCAGGGGUCGCAGCAGGGGCAGCCCAUGUACGGCAUGAGCCCCAGCGUGCAGUAUAGCCAGCCGGUGUAUGUCGGACCGGGGCAGCCGCAGCAGCAGCAGCAGCCUGGUGGCCCGAUGCCCCCGCGCGGAUACAACGUGGGACCUCAGCACCCGGGGGCCAAUUCCCAGCAUCAGGGAGGUAAGCUUCAUGGCUCUCAAAACCAGCAACACCGGGGCGGAGCCAACGGCUACGGUCGGCGUGGCCAGGGUCACGGCCAAGGCCAAGGUCAGCAGCAUGAACACGGCCGACAAGGGAACAGCAGCCAGAGAAGCCAGGCCGGAGCGGGUCAGAACCGAACAGCAGCGGCAGCAGCAGCGGCAGCAGCAACAACAACGGCGGCGGCCGAGGGAUCUGACGAAGCCAAAUGA
Geosmithia morbida is the source of this 2826-nucleotide messenger RNA. RefSeq names its product PAB1-binding protein PBP1, interacts with poly(A)-binding protein. The coding region runs from base 1 to 2826 and encodes 941 amino acids. The transcript has 4 exons. Gene Ontology annotation, biological process: cytoplasmic stress granule assembly. Gene Ontology annotation, molecular function: RNA binding. Lineage: Eukaryota; Fungi; Ascomycota; Sordariomycetes; Hypocreales; Bionectriaceae. The record is from RefSeq and is a predicted model, not a curated record. Gene Ontology annotation, cellular component: cytoplasmic stress granule.